This is a messenger RNA of Pyrenophora tritici-repentis Pt-1C-BFP, 990 nucleotides long. Its product is annotated as von Willebrand factor. The record is from RefSeq and is a predicted model, not a curated record. NCBI's taxonomy places the organism in Eukaryota, Fungi, Ascomycota, Dothideomycetes, Pleosporales, Pleosporaceae.
AUGAAAAGAGCCUUGACUACUCGCAAGUCAUCUUCAAGCACCGACUACCCCUCACAAGGUACAGAAAGUGCGGGUCACACAUUCCGCAACACGCCUGCAGUUGCGCCUAUUAGCACAAAGAGAACUGGAUCACGCAACGGCAGUCUUGUGCCACCUUCGCCUAUGAGCCCGCUCAGCCCGGCAUCACCUGCUACAAGAAGGCCAGGAAGUUCAAAUAUGUAUUCUUCUAACUCUAACAACGAAGCACCGCCAGCGUAUAGCCCAGGUCCGGUUGGAUCUUCAAAUGCACUGCAGCCCAUCUCAGGUUCUGCUCAAUCGGAUGCCGAUGAAUAUGCUUUCCUCUGUUCCUUCGAUACAGUAUUUCUAAUCGAUGACUCUGGGUCUAUGGCAGGUCGUUCAUGGCGAGAGACGGGCAAAGCACUAGAACUCAUUACACCAAUUUGCACCGAGCGCGACAAGGAUGGUAUAGACAUUUACUUCCUCAAUCAUCCCGACUCGAGCAUCUACAAGAACAUCACUAGAGCCAGUACUAUUAUCGAGAUUUUCCAAACGGUGCGACCCAGCGGCUACACACCCACUGGCCAGCGUCUCAACCAAAUCCUAAAGCCAUAUCUCAAGCGUUACGAGAAGAAUGACAAGAUCAAGCCCAUCAACAUCAUUGUCAUCACUGACGGUGCACCAUCCGACGACGUCGAAUCCCCCAUCAUCCAAGCCGCCAAGAAACUUGAUAAACUCGAAGCCCCCGCCUGGCAAGUCGGCAUUCAAUUCUUCCAGGUUGGCAGCGAGAAACAGGCGCGUGAGCACCUCAAGAUGCUCGACGAUGGACUCGCUGAGCUGUCCAAGGACUCUGAUCUCAGAGAUAUUGUGGACACCGUGCCGUUCACUGAUGACCAUAACGGUGAGCUCACGGCUUCUGGAAUCCUGAAAGUGGUACUUGGCAGUGUCAAUAGGCGACUCGAUCGCAAUUCCCUGGAUUUGCAUAAGCGGUGA